Molecule: messenger RNA, 1902 nt
Organism: Oryza sativa Japonica Group (Japanese rice)
Lineage: Eukaryota; Viridiplantae; Streptophyta; Magnoliopsida; Poales; Poaceae
Biological process (GO): mRNA splicing, via spliceosome
Cellular component (GO): U2-type spliceosomal complex
Molecular function (GO): RNA binding
Source: RefSeq, a predicted model, not a curated record
CACACACCUUCCUACCCCCACACCUUUCUCUCGGAUUCGCGCUAACCCUAACCCUACCUUUUCUUUUUCUCGAAUUCGCUUUAACCCUAGCUUCUCUUCUGGAUCCGGGAGCUUCGUAUCAUUGCCUUAAUCAUAGCACUAAUCGCAGUUCUCGACAAUAGAAAAUGGGGGCUUGAUGUUGGAUUUUGCGUGUUUGCAGUGUUCGAUUGAGCGAGGGAACGGACAGGGGUGGAGGAGGAUAGGUGAGGGUGAGGAGGGGGGGGGGGCGGUAAGCAGCCAUGUCGGUGGCGGCCGGGGUUAGCGACGCCGCCAUCACGGUGCGCGACAAGCUCCGCGGGAAGAUUGGCCAGACCAAGGUGAAGCGGUACUGGCCCGGGAAGGCGCCCGAGUGGGCCGACGACGGCGAAGACGACGCCGAUCUCCGGACUGCCAAUAAGGUUUCUCUCGACAAGGCGUUCCCCAAGGAUGAGGACGGCGACGCGCCGCCCCUCAAGGAUGACCGCCGCCUCCGCCGCCUCGCGCAGACCCGCGCGGAGAACAAGGAGGAGCUGAGGGCGGAUCACCGGAGGAUUCGGCAGGCCGAGAUUGUGUCUACCGUGGAUGAGGAGAACGAGAGGCAGGAGGCUGAGCUGGAGGAGGAGGACGAUGAGGAGGCGCAGGAGGAGAGGAGGAGGAGGAUAAGGGCGCGGCAGCUCUUGAGGGAGCAGGAGGAGUUGCUUCCUCAGGAGGAGGAGCCCAUAGAGGAGGAGGAGGAAUCAGAGGAAUCCGAGUAUGAGACUGACUCGGAGGAUGAGCAGACGGGCAUGGCGAUGGUGAAGCCCGUCUUCAUACCAAAGUCACAGCGGGACACCAUUGCCGAGCGCGAGCGGCUGGAGGAGGAGGAGCGGCAGCUUGAGGAGCUAGUCAAGAAGAGGCUGGAGGCUAGGAAAAUCGAGACUAGGCAGAUUGUGGUGGAAGAAAUCAGGAAGGAGGAGCAUAUUGAGAAGACACUCAAUGAGGAGGCCAACAUUGAGGAUGUUGAUACAGAUGAUGAGUUGAAUGAAGCAGAGGAGUAUGAGUCAUGGAAGAAUCGAGAAAUAGCUAGAAUCAAGAGGGACAGGGAAGAAAGAGAUGCAAGGUUGAAGGAGAAGGAGGAGAUUGAGAAGGUGCGGAAUAUGACCGAGGAGGAGCGGCGAGAAUGGGAGCGAAAGAAUCCUAAGCCACUUCGUGAGAACAAGCAGAAGUGGAAGUUUAUGCAGAAGUAUUACCACAAGGGUGCCUUCUUCCAGGAAGGUGCUGAUGAUGUUAUCCAAUCAGCUGGUAAAGAUGAUAUUUAUGCUCGUGAUUUCUCUGCACCAACUGGUGAAGAUAAGAUGGACAAAAGCAUCUUGCCCAAGGUUAUGCAAGUUAAGCACUUCGGACGGAGUGGCAGAACGAAGUGGACACAUCUUGUUAAUGAGGAUACUACAGAUUGGAAUGCACCGUGGGCUACAAAUGGGCCCUUGCGAGCAAAGUACAAUGCAAAAAUGGCAGGCAUGAAUGCUCCUAUUGCCAAACCAAAGGGAAGUAAGAAGAUGAAAGACUGGGACACAAAACAGGAUGAUUAAAUGAAUACUAGAUGAAGUCUGGUACUGCUCUCUUACUUUCAUAGGGACAGACUAAUGGUAGCUGCAAAACAUGUUUAUGCAGAUAGUUUGUUUCUCUUCUUUUUGCUGCAUAAGACAUGCUUCUACCGUGCCAUCAACUGUCUUACAGUUUACAUCUGCUACCAAAAUUUCUGCAAAGUAUGUAAACGAUCGAUUGGUAGCCGCUUGUCAUGUACUGUCCUGUUAUGCUUAAUUAGAGAAGAAUUGUGUAUAUGUUUGUUUCUGUACUUUUGACAUAUUGCUAUGCUUAGAACCUGUCACUGCUUCAGCUUCUGGA